Messenger RNA from Oikopleura dioica, 1380 nucleotides. NCBI's taxonomy places the organism in Eukaryota, Metazoa, Chordata, Appendicularia, Copelata, Oikopleuridae. The record is from the annotation of a GenBank genome assembly.
AUGAUCAAAGCAGCUCUUGUUUUUUUCGGAUUCACCGCCGCCCAGAGCAGUCCAGAUGACAUUCAAGCUGUUUAUGGGAUUCAAGUCCAGCCUGAUCCGACUGUUGUCACGGAAAGAGCUGUUGUCGAUCCUGAUGCUGUUGAUUCUGCCUGCACCACUUGCAUCGCUGAGAACUAUGAAGACUGCGUCGGAAACGCAACAGUAGUCGACUGCCUCGCCAAUGAAGAAAGCUGCCAGCUGAUUGAAAGACGAAGAGGCGGAGUUGUCGAAUUCGUCGAAAUGGGCUGCAAGGCUCUUCAAGCGUGCGAAAACGACAAGAAAGACAACCGAAAAAUGUGCACGAAACUGAUUACCGACAAAAACGACGCGAUUCGACCUUCUGUCUGCCGAACCUGCUUCGCUACGGAUGCGGCUGGUCGACAAGCCCAAACUGAUUUUUGCCAAACUGUGAAGGCCGAGAUCAAGGGCAAGUGCGCUGCUCUAAUUGGACUGUCCGUUUUCUUCAUUCUUCAGUUUGCUUCAAAACAAGAAGAAGCGAAAGAACCUCUUAUUGCGACUGAAGAAGAGACUAGUCCUAUCAAUGAAGAGGAAAGCGCGAAUUUUGUCAAACCGAUUUCUUUAACCGAGAAUCAAAAAGACUUGUUUGAUGAAUUCUACUUGAGUCUCGGCUCAUCCGUGGAAGUUGAUGCUUUCUUCGACGGAAAUAAAAGAGCAGCAAUCCUAACAACUACGAGGCUCACAUAUGACGAAUCAAAAGCUUUUUGUUUCAAGCAGAACAGUUCUCUUUUGCGAAAACCGAUCAGCCGAAUCUCGCCGAUUCCUGCGUUUAUUACAAUAUCCAGAUUAAAAUACUGGAUCUACGCUGAAUACACUGCCAAUUACGAGUUCACCGACAUUGACGACGAAAUCCGCCGGAAAAUCGAAAGCGAACUUGAAACAGCAAAGAGAAGAAAAGACUAUGUGCUUAUUUGCCGAGACUGUGCACUUGGAAAACAAGGUCUUGGCUUGCCGGAGGAUUGCCUCAACAAUCAUGUGACUGACGAUGUGACGGAUGAGACUGGAUUCGAAUUCAUCUGCAAAGAGCGAGUUUUCGACGGCGACAAAGUUUUAAUCCAAGUGAACAAAACUGUCAAUUGUGAAUUGCUGAAAAUCAAUGCAUCAUUUCUUGCAAAACACGAUCUUUGGAAUGAUGACAAUGCAAAUUCCCUACUGGAAGGGAAUUCUUGGAAGCGAACAGCAGAAAGACCAUCGAAAAGAGUGACGAUUCUUACUGGAUAUCGCACAAGAGAGAUCCCAACAAAGAAUAUAAGCGAAAAUAUAGGACUGCCGUGGUGUCCGCAUAAUCCAAAUCGCCUGAAAGCAGAGUUGCAAAUUUGCUGA